Molecule: messenger RNA, 415 nt
Organism: Osmerus eperlanus (European smelt)
Lineage: Eukaryota; Metazoa; Chordata; Actinopteri; Osmeriformes; Osmeridae
Product: myoD family inhibitor domain-containing protein-like
Exons: 1
Coding region: 96-347 (83 amino acids)
Source: RefSeq, a predicted model, not a curated record
CAUACCCUAACAUCCAGUCCUCUCUCUCUCUCUCUUCCUUCCUCCAUAUCGGUGACUUGUGCCCGGUGCUGGAAGGUUGCUGCCUGCCCCUGGUGAUGGCCUGCCUGUCGUGCCAGUGCUCCGUGGUUGUCCUGGGCCUGCUGGAGGCCUGCUCCUCCUGCCUCCACUCCCUCUGCACCUCCUGCUGCCGCGGCUGCGCCCGCUGCUGCACCGCCCUCCAGGAGGCGCCCGUGGAGGAGCUCAACUGCCACGCGCACUGCCAUUCCGUCCUUUUCGAGUCCUGCUGCGAGCCUACGGAGUGUCUCGAGUUCUGUCUGGAGUGUUCGGAGAUCUGCCACCACAGCUAGCAGUCUGUGUGUGCCUUUUUCAAGUUUGUUGGACCUAUUAUAGUUACAGUAUUGACCAGAAAUGUAGG